UCAUCGUAGCUUCGAAGCGUUCUAAGCUGUAAGCAUCGCCCGGGUCAGUGCGAUUAGUACAUUGUUAGUAUCCACUGGCGCAUCACUUGAUCUAGUCGUGAGCUUGAGGCUCUUCUCGUACCACUUGGGAUUUCUGUAUCAGUAUAAUUAAUUCUAGUCAUCGAUCACGUAUAGUUAUGCAAAUAUUCCAAGCUUUGCUGUUGUUUGCAUUUUACUUUCACUUAUCGUUAGGAAUCACGCACAAAUGCUCCCACUCUUGGGUAUUCAAAAAAAUCCUUGGUUUACGCCCUGUACAAGGACACAGGUCGAACGAGGCAAUAGCCGUACAUCCGUUAUAUGCCGCCACUAGGUCUACAGAUGAAGCGGUUAAUGUAAAAUGUGCACGACUUUGCCGCGAAGAUCCAGUAUGCCACGGGUACCUGUUAGUCUUCAGUCAAAAUACUUGCUACGGCUAUACCAGUGAUCGGUCCGCGGUGGGACAAACCCGCUACGACUACAUUGACAGCAACAACCAUCAAUUACUGCCCGACGUAAACGUUGCAUAUUUCGUGAAAAGUUGCCUGAACGUGUCAUCUGAAUGCGCCAGCCGCAAGUUAUUCCCGGUUGUGGUGAUUCCGGGUUCCAGCUUGAUAGGACACAACUCGGUGCAGCUUCCGCAGCUUGUGUCACGAGAUGAUUGUGCAGAUGCCUGUCUCCGGGAGCAACGUUUCACGUGUCGAUCAGCAAGAUUUGUACACUCGUUUCGGAACAACAGACAUCGAUUGAGCACGAAGAUCUACCAUGGCAAAGAAAUUGGACAAUGCUUUCUCAGUCAGGCAAACAAAUUCACCAACCCGGAAUCGUUCACGUACGGUUCGGAAGAUGAAGACUACUUAGAAAAUCAGUGUCAAGAUCUACCUCGUAGUGACGCGAUUUGUUCUUUCGAGCAAAAUCACGAUAAAGCAUUUGUUUAUGCCGAUGAUUCAAUGAUCGUGUCAGGUGAGAAAAGCUGUAUCGAGCGUUGUUUGAACGAGGAUCGUUUUGCUUGUUUAGGAUAUACGUAUUAUAAGACACCCAAGGGGGGAGGAUCUUCGACCUGUUUUUUACACUCUGAUGAUUUAACAUCGUUGGGCCCAAAGGCGGUGCGAGUGCUGCACGAUUCAGUGUAUGCCAAGAGAGUAAAAUGUUUGUCGAUAGAGGCCCAGUGUCAAAGCAAUCUGUUAGAAGUUGGUUUUAAUCCAUCAUCAUCCGAAUUUCGCGGAAGAAUUUACUUGGAUACACCAAACGUAAACUGCAGUCUUGAAUCAUCGAGCAAUGAGACGAGGAUCCUCACAAUCGCUACUGGAAAUGAGCUUAUUGAAUCCCGUUGUGGCAUCAGAAGAGCAUUUAUUAAGGAAAACAUGAACAGUUUCCUAAUAUUUGCACACGUGUAUCUUCAGCAAGAUCCCGUGGUACGAACGCAAUCUGAUAGACUCCUGAAAAUGGGAUGCAUCAAUCAUUCCGGGUCAUCCAAUAUGACGGCUUUAAUGAACAACAUGCCGAUGAAAUCAACCGUCGACUUCAUUCCCCACAGACAAUCAUUUAGUUUCGGCUCGACAAAAAUCAGCAACAGCAGUGACAAUAUUGUCAAACACGUAACUAUUAAACUAUUGGAUGUUGCAACGCAAGCAGAGGUGUUUGAGGCAAUUCUUGGUCAGCUCAUAGAAAUGCGAAUAGUGUCAGAGAAUCCCGACUUCGAUUUGAUGCCGUACAAUCUGUAUGCGUUCUCGUCAAGCCAAAGUCUACAACUUUUAAAUGAAAAAGGAUGCGCUGUGAACAGACAACUUUUCGACGGUUUUCAGAUACGAAAAACAUCUUCCGGUGUUACGUUGCAUACGCGGUUCCAUGCGUUUAUGUUUCCAGGUUCAAUCGAAUUGAACUUUAGGCUUGAAAUCAAAUUUUGCUACGAGUUGUGCCCAAAAGCGGUGUGCUUCUAUCAAUAAAAUUUAUUCGUAACUGAAAGCUAUUCUUUGUUCUACCAUGAAACAACUAUUGUAACAAAAAUUUGCUUUAA
Malaya genurostris is the source of this 2032-nucleotide messenger RNA. RefSeq lists its product as uncharacterized. The transcript is spliced from 4 exons. The record is from RefSeq and is a predicted model, not a curated record. The coding region runs from base 177 to 1961 and encodes 594 amino acids. NCBI's taxonomy places the organism in Eukaryota, Metazoa, Arthropoda, Insecta, Diptera, Culicidae.